AUGUCGCCGCUUAAAGUUCGCGAUUCCGCUUUAAAAGCAAUAAAACGCUAUUUGCAAUCGAGCAAAUCUGAUGAGCUUUCAGUCGACGUAGAGGUUGUAUCUACAUACUUACAGUUGUUGGAGGAACAAUGGGGACGGUUUUGUGAAGCCCAACAAGAGGUAGAGCUCUCGUGCGGCGAAGAAAACGUCGAGAUGGAGGAGCAAUCUCGCAUUCAAGGCGAGGAGUGGUAUGCUAUCGCCAAGGCGAAUUUCAAACGCCUUACUGCUCCGCUCAAGAUACCUACUCCUCAAGCCACUCAAACUACGCCAGCACCUGUGCCGCUUCCGAAGCUGCAGCUACCAUCAUUUAGUGGCGAUCCCACCGAAUGGCUCACCUUUCAUGACGCCUUUUGUUCGCUCGUCAAUUCCAAUGGCGAAGCACUGGAGUUGGUAAGCUGUUUAGCAGUGAGUGACAGCAACUACAGUGAGGCCUGGGACUUACUGACCUCACGCUACAAGGUCAUGCGGGUCAUAGUAGACAGCCAUAUAAAAGCUUUAACGUCGAAUGAAAAAGCAGCAAAGGACUCUGCUAAGGCCAUCAAACAUGUGCUUAAUUUAACCUUGCAGCAUGUUGGGGCGCUACGUGCACUCGGGCGGCCGGUUGAGUUUUGGGAUGACUGGCUUGUCCACCUAACCGUGUCGAAAUUAGCAUACGAGACUCGCAAGCAAUGGGAGUUAUCGCUUGUAGCCGACGAUUUGCCGACAUUCGCCGCGCCACGUGACUUUCUCGAAACUCGAACGCGGUCUUUGGAAAUGGUGCCAGCAGUUCCUCACAACGCAAGGACAACCGCAAAGAACGUUCUUCAUACAACGUGCGGCCAAACCGAACCACAGAGUCAGGCAUCGUCAGAUAGCGCUAAAGCAGCUGCCUGUACGUACUGCAAAGGUGAGCACAGAAUAUAUUCCUGUUCGAAAUUCAGUCAGCUCGACGCAAAGCCCAAGCUAACAACCAUAAAGGCUCAAGGUGCCUCCUUAAACUGCCUUAGUAAGGGCAUGUCAUCACAAAAUCUCGCAGUCCAUCAUCAUGUCGCAUAUGCCAACGUCGACAUCACUCGCUACUGCACGCUAGCUUUAACAACCAAACCGGACAAACCGUAA
Molecule: messenger RNA, 1137 nt
Organism: Rhagoletis pomonella (apple maggot)
Lineage: Eukaryota; Metazoa; Arthropoda; Insecta; Diptera; Tephritidae
Exons: 2
Coding region: 1-1137 (378 amino acids)
Source: RefSeq, a predicted model, not a curated record